Messenger RNA from Fusarium musae, 1251 nucleotides. RefSeq lists its product as uncharacterized. Gene Ontology annotation, cellular component: cytoplasm. Lineage: Eukaryota; Fungi; Ascomycota; Sordariomycetes; Hypocreales; Nectriaceae. The transcript is spliced from 3 exons. Bases 1 to 1251 code for a protein of 416 amino acids. Gene Ontology annotation, biological process: NADPH regeneration. The record is from RefSeq and is a predicted model, not a curated record. Gene Ontology annotation, molecular function: nucleotide binding; oxidoreductase activity.
AUGGAGCCUCUCAAUGUUCUCAUGAUUGGUACUGGAGAGUACACCACCGGUUUCGUCGGUGGCGGUGCCUCUGGCUCAGACAAGAAGGUUGGCGUCGUUGGUCUCAGUCUCUUUGAUCUGCGCCGUCGCGAAAAGGUCAACAAGCUGGGAAUGGUUGGUGUCAAUGGCAAGAAGUUCCCUGCCAUUCGCGAACAUCUCAACAAGAACAUCCAACAAGUCUACAACAACCUCGACACCUCGUUCGACUCAUUCCCAGAAAACGACAAGGUCGACCCCGACGCCUACAAGACCGCCAUUGACGCUCUCAAGCCUGGCGAUGCCAUCACAAUCUUCACCCCCGACCCUACCCAUUUCCCCAUCGCAAAGUACGCCAUUGAGCGCGGCAUCCAUGUCAUGAUCACCAAGCCCGCUGUCAAGGUCCUCGAGGAGCACCAGGAGCUGGUUGAUCUCGCUCAGAAGAAGGGUGUCUACGUUUACGUUGAGCACCACAAGCGUUACGACCCUGCCUACGCUGAUGCUCGCGCAAAGGCUCAGAAGCUUGGCGACUUCAACUACUUCUACAGUUAUAUGUCUCAGCCCAAAUCACAGCUCGAGACUUUCAAGGCCUGGGCUGGAAAGGAGUCUGAUAUCUCCUACUACCUCAACAGUCACCACAUCGAUAUCUGCGACUCAAUGGUUCAGGAGCGCGGAUAUGUGCCUGUGAGCGUCAACGCCUCUUCUUCCAAGGGUGUUGCUGUUGAUCUGGGCUGCGACCCUAUCACCGAGGAUACCAUCUCGCUUCUCGUCACCUGGAACAAGAACGGCGAGCCCAGCAAGCGAGCCGUUGGUGUCUACACAGCCUCGUGGACCGCUCCUCAAAAGGCUGGUGUCCACUCGAACCAAUACUUCCACUACCUCGCUGCCAACGGUGAGAUCCGCAUCGACCAGGCCAAGCGUGGCUACGACGUUGCAGAUGACUCUAUCGGUCAAUUGAUGUGGUACAACCCAUUCUACAUGAAGUAUGCUCCUGAUGAGGAUGGCAACUUCGCUGGCCAGACUGGUUAUGGUUACAUCUCCAUUGAGAAGUUUGUCGAUGGUUGCAGAGCUGUCAACUCUGGAAAGCUCAAGCCUGAGGACCUUGACGCCAAGCCUCUCCCUACUCUCAAGAACACUAUCGCCACAACGGCUAUCCUUGAGGCUGGCCGAAGAAGUAUCGAUGAGAACCGAGAGGUCAAGAUUGUUGUCGAGAACGGCAAGUGGAGGCUGGAGUAA